Lodderomyces pseudojiufengensis is the source of this 2319-nucleotide messenger RNA. Its product is annotated as peptide alpha-N-acetyltransferase complex A subunit. Gene Ontology annotation, biological process: N-terminal peptidyl-methionine acetylation. Gene Ontology annotation, molecular function: protein-N-terminal amino-acid acetyltransferase activity; protein binding. The record is from RefSeq and is a predicted model, not a curated record. The transcript has a single exon. NCBI's taxonomy places the organism in Eukaryota, Fungi, Ascomycota, Pichiomycetes, Serinales, Debaryomycetaceae. Bases 1 to 2319 code for a protein of 772 amino acids. Gene Ontology annotation, cellular component: NatA complex; cytoplasm.
AUGGUCACGAAAAAGGCAACACCCAUAUUUGCAAAUAAGGAGGAUGGUAAUUUUAGAGAGGCAUUGAAACUCUAUGAUCUGAAACAAUACAAAAAGUCUUUAAAAUUAGUGGAUGCAAAUUUAAAAAAAAAUUCCAAUCACGCUGAAUCAUUAGCUUUAAAAGGUUGUAUAUUAUUUCACACUGGUCACAAAAAUGAAGCUGAAAUAUACAUUAAAAAGUCUAUUACCAAGGGUGCAUCAAAUUACCUAGUGAAUCAUUUAGUCGGUUUAUACUAUAGAGCAUUAGAAGAUUACGUUGAAGCUGCAAAAUGGUUGAAAGCAGCCAAUGACAAUGGAUCUCCUAACAAACCUAUAUUACGUGAUUUAUCAUUUAUGCAAGCUCAAAAUAGAGAUUACAAGCAUUUGGUGGAAAGUAGACAAUUAUAUUUAGAACAUGCACCAGGAUUUAGGGCAAAUUGGACGGGGUUAGCUGUUGCUCAACAUUUGAAUAAAGAUUAUAAUGGGGCAGUAGGGACUUUGAGUAAAAUUGAAGAUAUCAUAAAGGAACAUUUAACAGAAAAUGAUAUGUAUGAGCAUAGUGAAUGUUUAUUGUAUAAAAAUCAAAUUAUUGCAGAAGCUGGAAAUAUUACAAAAGCGUUGGAAGUAUUAGAAAAUGAUAAAGAAGGUAUAAAGGAUAAAUUAUCAUACUUGGAAUAUAAAGCUAAAUACUUGUUAUUAUUAGGCGAAAAAAAAGAAGCAUCAAAAGUUUACAGACAAUUAUUAAAAAGAAACCCAGAUAAUAAAGAUUUUUAUACAUUAUUGGAGGUAGCAUUGGAAACAUCUAAUAAGUCACCUGAGGUAAGAUUAAAAUUAUAUGAGAAACUUCAAUCAUUUUAUCCGAAAUCUGACCCACCCAAAUUCAUUCCAUUGACAUUCUUACCAAGUGAAUCUGAUUUAUUUGAAAACAAAUGUAGAGACUAUAUUGUACCUCAAUUGUUAAGAGGUGUUCCAGCCACAUUUGUAAAUAUUAAACCAAUAUAUCAAGAUAAAAAAAAAUUGAAAGUAAUCGAAAAUAUUGUUCUAAACUUCCUUCAUGAUGAAGCUUUUGAAAUCAAAAAUCCGACUGUCACUGUAUGGACUUAUUUUUUCCUUGCUCAGCAUUACCUUUACACAAAUGAUCUUGAAACAGCAUCGAAAUACAUUGACUUAGCAUUAGACCAUUCCCCUACGUUGGUUGAGCUUUACAUAAUAAAAGCAAGAAUUUUGAAACAUUUAGGAAAAUUGCGAGAAGCGUCAAAUGUUAUGACUCAAGGUAGGGAAUUAGAUUUACAAGAUAGGUUUAUCAACUCGAAAGCGACUAAAUAUUUACUUAGAGAUAAUAGAGUGGAUGAAGCUAUUGAUUGUAUAUCAUUGUUUACAAAAUUAGAAGAAGGUGUGAUUAAUGGAUGUAAAGAUUUACACAUCAUGCAGGUAAAUUGGGUGUUAAUUGAAAGUGCAGAGGCAUAUGCUAGAAUUUAUCAUGAGUUAAUUCAAAAAUUCGAAGAGUCCAAUUAUGAUAAAGACAGCGAGGAAUAUGAACUUGGUAUUGAGGAAAUUGAAAUAAACAAGGGAUUAGCAAUAAAACGAUUUCAAGCAAUUCUCAAGACUUUCAAAAUAUAUUUUAAUGAUCAAUAUGAUUUUCAUUCAUAUUGUUUGAGGAGAGGAACACCUAGAGAUUACAUAGACACAAUAAAAUGGGAAGACAAAAUUAAAUCCUCACCUGUAUACAUUAGAGCAUUGAAAGGUAUCACGGAAUUAUAUUUUGAGCUUUAUGGAGAACAGCAAAGUUUGAAAGUUGAAUCGAAGGAGAAUGACUUCAAAAUUAAAAAGAGUGGAAAGAAACAGAAGAAAGUGAAAGGACAAAAUAAUAAGAAAAAAUUAGAACAACAAGCGAAAGUUGAGAGUGAAAAAGAUGAUAAAGAUCCGUUUGGAAUUAAAUUACUUCAUGAUUUACAGGAAUCUGACAUAAUUGAACAAUUGUUCGAACUCUAUGAGGACAUGAAGGAUCAAGCACCAAAAUCUAAAUUAGUUUGGGAGAAUUUUUUCAAAAUUUAUUCAGCUCAAGGUAAAUACGUCUUGGCUUUACAAGCUAUAAAAAGUUUAGAUAAAAUAUUAAACUCAGAUGGUGAUAAAAAAUUGAAGGAUAUAGGCAAUAAAAUUAUCACACUUUCGCAAACAACGAAAGAGGACCCAAAUGCAAAUCAAGCAAUUAUUAAAGUUGUUGAAAAAGGAUUAAACUCUGCAUAUCCAGACUUUGAAAAGUUAUCGAUAUCAGAAUUUACAGAGGUGUAUAAAGAAUGA